Messenger RNA from Peronospora matthiolae, 678 nucleotides. NCBI's taxonomy places the organism in Eukaryota, Oomycota, Peronosporomycetes, Peronosporales, Peronosporaceae. The record is from the annotation of a GenBank genome assembly.
AUGCACUCGACAGCUGCGAAAGACGCUUCACUUGUAUCAGUAACAACAGAUGAAAGCUCGACAGACCGCACUCGGGGACGUAGUCGACGGUGUGAUGAUGACACAGGAAUGCCGGUGGCUUAUAAAGUGAGCGCCAAUGCCAUUGAGUCGGUGGACGAACUUCUAGCUAAAGACGCAGAAGACGAGAGUUUACGGAGGUACAAGGAACGGCUGCUAGGCGUCGCUGCUCAUGGAGAUCGGGGAGAUGAAUGCGACACACGUCGUGUGGUAGUCAAGGAGUUCAAGAUUGAGUUUUUGGAAGAUGGAAACGAAGACCUUGUCUACAAAUUAUCAACACCAGAGGGUGUGGAGCUGAUGCGCACGACGCCUUUUGUCCUGACGGAAAGCUGUCGGUAUCGCUUUGUCAUCUCCUUUCAAGUAAAUAAGACGAUUGUGAGCGGGUUGCACUUUUGCACUAACGUCAAGAAAGCGGCGCUGGCCACACAUGAUAAAAUCGUGUUGGGUUCGUAUGCUCCACGAUCCGAGAGCUACGUGUUUGUCUUUCCCCGUCGAGAAUGGAUGAAAGCUCCAUCGGGACUUUUCUAUCGUGGUAAGUACACGGGCAAAUUCACGUUUAUUGAUGAUGACCACAUCAAGCACCUGGAGCAGUUGUACAUGUUCGAAAUCAAGCGAGCCUGA